GUACGUAAUAACGUAACCGCACGGUAUACGGCUCUGAUGCGGCAAGGCUAAACCAAGAAGCAGCGACCGGGAAUUACAGGCCAACACAGGAAUUGAGAUCUACCGCUCGGUACCAACUCCGGGACGAAGCUCCCACGCCGAUGCCGCAGCCUUCUUCACAGCUCAGCAUCUCAUGAAGCUACACAACAGCUACAACAGGGGACACCACCAGAAGCUGCUAGCUGUAUGAGCAAAAGAGCAACACAGCCCUAAGGCGAAACAGCUUCAGUCAGAGAGUAGGCUCACACUUCCGUAUUAUACUGAUGCUGUCGAUGCUGAUGCUGAACACCUUCUUCCCGUAGCGAUCGUUCUACUUGUCAACCAACCAUGAUCAAGUUUGUUUUGAUGAUCUCAAAAUCUGGCCGGACAUGCUUUGCCCGCUACUUUGAAGACGGGCAAUUGAAAGCGAAAGACAGGGUUUUGCUGGAGUCCGAUCUGAUAAGAACAAUCUUGGCUAGGAAAACCAAAGGAUGUUCUUUCUUUGAUUACCAAGACCUGAAAAUCAUUUUUCGUCAGUUUGCAUCAGUUUUCAUCAUAUGUGGUGUGGAUGAGGAGGAGAAUGAAAUUGGCAUAUUAGAAUUUAUUCAACUCUUUGUAGAAAUAUUGGACAGCUAUUUUCCGAAAGUGUCUGACUUCGAUGUCAUGUUCAACCUGGAGAAGGUGCACAUUAUACUGGAGGAGAUGCUAAGCAAUGGUUAUAUUACAGAGACCAGAAAGAGCCAUAUCUUGUCCCAGCUACGUCUUAUGGAUUCCAACAGAUGAAACCUAUGGUGAAACCAACAGUGUCCAGUCUUCAACAGGCGAGCUGAGCUGUCAAUGCUACACCUUAUGGAUUCUAAGAUCCAACAGAUGAAACCUAUGGUGAAACCAUCAGCGUCCAAUCUUCAACAGGCAAGGCCGAGCUGUCCUAGCUAGGUCUUAUGGAUUCUAACAGAUGAAACCGUGGUGAUACCACCAGCGUCCAAUCUUCAACAGGCAGGGCCGAGCUGGCCCCAUCAGAUGUAUAGUUAUUGUCAUGGUGAUAAACAUUGUAUCCUGAACAUUUUAGUACUAGAAGGUGCAGAUGCAAUCGUCUUUUUUUUUUGGGGGGGGGGGGGGGGAAGGGUUUUUUAUUUUUUUUUAUUUAUAGUCCAAUAGCGAACAAUAUAGCCAGUUCAGGUAUGAACAGAUUAUUGUUGACAGCUGGUCGGCACACCAACAGGCCCUGUAAAGAGAGUCCCAAAUUGGCCAAUCAAAUUGGUUUGCAGCAGCUCAGAUGAUUUUAUGUUCAUCACUAUGGGUAAUCUAUGAAAAAAAGAAAAGUAACUUAACAUUUCUGUAAAAUAAGACUUUUAAAGGUGCACACAAUGGAAUAAUGUGGAAGUGAACACUCGUAUCAGAGUAUGUGUACAUUUGCGCAUUCUAGAAAGUAAUCUGGAUAUUUUACAGGUUUACUGAAAAUACUUUACCUGGGUAAAAUAAAAUGAAAUUGUCAUUUUUACACUGUAUGAUGCAUGUACAUCUAUA
Molecule: messenger RNA, 1545 nt
Organism: Strongylocentrotus purpuratus (purple sea urchin)
Lineage: Eukaryota; Metazoa; Echinodermata; Echinoidea; Camarodonta; Strongylocentrotidae
Product: AP-4 complex subunit sigma-1-like
Exons: 7
Coding region: 367-801 (144 amino acids)
Biological process (GO): vesicle-mediated transport; protein transport
Cellular component (GO): intracellular membrane-bounded organelle
Source: RefSeq, a predicted model, not a curated record